CUUGGGCUUUUGAAUUUCGGCAACUUGCAGCCCAAAGUUUAGAUCCACAGUCCGAAACUCAAAAACCGGUUUGCUUUGAAAGCAUUCAGCAGCAUUCGUCUUCUUUCCCAGAAACAAAACCCUACUCUCGAGGUGAUUGAUUUGUGUUUAAAUGCAAAGCAAUAACAAUGGCGAAUCAAGCAGCCGCAUCUUUUAAUGGCAACUUAAAGAAAGCACUUGCUGGUAUCAAGCGUAUUAAUCUGGAAGGUCUACGAUGGAGAGUUUUCGAUGCCAGAGGCCAGGUCCUUGGGAGAUUAGCAGCUCAGAUAUCUACUGUGAUACAAGGCAAGGAUAAGCCCACCUACACUCCUAAUCGUGAUGAUGGGGAUCUGUGCAUUGUGAUUAAUGCAAAGGAUAUAGAAGUUACUGGGAGAAAACUUACGGAUAAGUUCUAUCGCUGGCAUACUGGGUAUGUAGGCAACCUCAAGGAAAGGAGUUUAAAGGACCAGUUGGCCAAGGACCCUACAGAGGUUAUUCGCAAAGCUGUCCUGCGCAUGCUUCCGAGAAAUAAGUUGCGUGAUGAUAGAGAUCGAAAACUUAGAAUAUUUCCUGGAAGUGAGCACCCUUUUGGUGACCGGCCUCUUGAACCAUUUGUCAUGCCACCUCGAAAAGUUAGAGAAAUGCGACCUCGUGCAAGACGAGCCAUGAUUCGAGCUCAGAAAAAGGCUGAGCAGCAACAACAGGAGGCUGCCAAUAAUACAGGAAAAGGCAAAAAGAGAGAAGUUGAAACAGUUAUGGGCACAUGAAAGGCCUUGGUCCUUGGAGCUUUUACUUGCUUCUCUAAUGGGGAAAACAUCCCGAGUCUGUACGUAACCAGGCAAAAAUUCAGGGAUUAUCUAAUGUUCGUAAGGGCUGUGGCAUGCAUGGUUUUUGUAAUUUAUUUAGGUCUCUAAAUUUUAAGAAAAGUUAGGACAGGAAUAUUGAGUUUUGCUCCUCAGAAUUUAAAGUGGUCGAACAAUUUUUGGAAUAACCCUGUAGGGAGUCUCUAUUGAAGUAUUUCGUUUCUUUUCUUUUUAAAAGCAAUGCAUUCAGUAUUCAAUCGCUGUUUCCUGUAA
Molecule: messenger RNA, 1094 nt
Organism: Mangifera indica (mango)
Lineage: Eukaryota; Viridiplantae; Streptophyta; Magnoliopsida; Sapindales; Anacardiaceae
Product: 50S ribosomal protein L13
Exons: 6
Coding region: 168-785 (205 amino acids)
Biological process (GO): translation; negative regulation of translation
Cellular component (GO): ribosome; mitochondrial large ribosomal subunit
Molecular function (GO): structural constituent of ribosome; mRNA binding
Source: RefSeq, a predicted model, not a curated record